GGAACAUGUCGGACAGAUCACAGCAUCACAAAGACCAGGAUCUGAGCAGAUAGGACUGAAAAACAGCUCAGCAGUGAGACCACAGAGAGGAACUGUGCUGUGUGUGAGGUCAUGACUGAGGAAUGUUUUAGUAAAGAAACAGAGAAGACGGAGAGGAAAGAUCUGGCAUCCGAACAUCAUCAACACGCCAAGCUAACGUGAUUCACUGAUCGCUGUUGUUUCUGUCCCGACGCUGUGAGCGCCCCCUGCUGCUGAGAACCGGCCUGAGAAAAUGGAGGCUUGUUCUCAGAAUCUGAGGAUGUGGACGUUGAUGGCGGGCGUCUGUCUGUGCCACUGUGUGUGGGGACAACUGUUUGAGACCAAGCUGAAAGGAGCGCCGCGCUUGAUCUGCAGCGUCCCCGGGUCGCCGGGUCUGCCCGGUAAACUCGGUCCCAGCGGACCCCCGGGAGCGGAUGGGAAUGUGGGUAUCCCGGGAAGAGAUGGCAGAGAUGGCAGGAAGGGUGAAAAGGGAGAGAAGGGAGACACAGGGGUGAAGGGCAGAGUCGGCCCCACAGGAAAGAUCGGAGAGCGAGGCGACCGCGGGCCCGCCGGGAAACGAGGCCCCACAGGAGAGGACGGAGACAUGGGCCCUCCCGGUCCUUUGGGGCAUGAAGGACAGAAAGGGAACAAGGGUCAGCGAGGCCCACGUGGCAGUGGGGGAGUGUGCAGAUGUGGCAGCCUUCUGCCCAAAUCCGCCUUCUCUGUGGGAAUCACCAGCAGCUACCCGGCAGAAAACACCCCCAUCAGGUUCAACAAGGUCCUCUUUGACGACGGUGGACACUACAACCCACAGACGGGCAAGUUUAUCUGCGCGUACCCGGGUGUUUACUACUUCUCAUAUGACAUUACACUGGCCAACAAACACCUGGCAAUCGCUCUGGUGCAGAACGGCCAGUAUCGCGUCAAAACCUUCGACGGCAACACGGGAAAUCACGACGUGGCGUCAGGCUCCACGGUGAUGUACCUGAACCCAGAAGACGAGGUGUGGCUGGAGAUCUUCUACAGCGACCAGAACGGUUUAUUUGCCGACCCCGGCUGGGCCGACAGCUUGUUCUCCGGCUUCCUCCUCUACGCUGACACCAACUACUUUGACAUACUGGCCGAGGAUUAUGUGUAGAACCAGGAACUGCUUCUUUUAUUGUUGGUCCCAGACCCUUAUCAGACAAAUCACUUUUAACUGCUGAUUGUUACUACACUUCAGCCACAUCCCAUUUAUGUUUUUAAAAUCUGAAAACAACAUAUUUAAAUGGAGAUGUGGGGGAUAAAACAACCUGAACUAUUCCUUUAAACAAUCAUACUUGAGUUUGGUUUGGAUGGUUUUGUUUUAGUAGUUUUGUUUUUGUUGUUUUUCACAACACAACAACACAACAAUACUAAAACCUGUGACACAAAGAUAAACGUAGAUGUAUUUGGUGAAACCUCAAAUGUUUGUAAUGUGUUAAUGAAGCUUGAAGUUGUGUGUGUGUGUGUGUGUGUGUGUGAUUUUUGGUAUAUUUUUAAAAGAUUGGAGACAAAAUGUUUAUUCAAAGUUUAAUCGCAGAUGUUGCCACCUAAAAAAAAAGGUCACAUGGUUGGAGCGCCUUUAGCUGUGAUUACUCACUCAUUCACUGUGACAUUGUUUCCAUAAGCUACUGCAAUGUCACAAGAUUUAUUUCCGUCCAGUGUUGCAUUGAUUUUUCACCAAGAUCUUGUAUUGAUGAUGGGAGAGUGGGGCCACUGAGCAAAGCCUUCUCCAGCACAUCCCAAAGAUUCUCAAUAGGGUUAAGGUCUGGACUCUGUGGUGAAAAUGAUGUCUCAUGCUCCCUGAACCACUUUCACAAUUUGAGCCUGAUGAAUCCUGGCAUUGUCAUCUUGGAAUAUGCCCAUGUCAUCAGGGAAGAAAAAAAUGCAUUGAUGGAAUAAUCUGGUCAUUCAUUAUAUUCAGGUAGUCAGCUGACCUCAUUCUAAGGGCACAUGAUGUUGCUGAACCUAGACCUGACCAACUGCAGCAACCCCUUACCUAUUUGCUUAGUUAAAUCCA
This is a messenger RNA of Solea solea (common sole), 2059 nucleotides long. RefSeq names its product complement C1q tumor necrosis factor-related protein 7. Gene Ontology annotation, molecular function: protein binding. NCBI's taxonomy places the organism in Eukaryota, Metazoa, Chordata, Actinopteri, Pleuronectiformes, Soleidae. The record is from RefSeq and is a predicted model, not a curated record. Bases 272 to 1156 code for a protein of 294 amino acids. The transcript has 4 exons.